CAAACCGAUCCACGCAAAUGGUAUUCCCACUAUUCACUGUUGACUUGUCUAGACUUUUCUUUUUGUUUGGUUGAAACAAUUAAAAAAACGCUAAUUGAUAUGCAAGAUUCUCUCGUACAGCUAAGAUCGUUGUAAAGAUCUGGGAAAUCCAAUGGGAUAAUGUACCUGCUUGACAUGAUUGUACAAGCCACGAUAUACGCAAUUGAUUUGUACUGCGUAUGACUUAAUUGUUUCGAUGGAAGGGCUACGGCGGUUUUGCCUUUUAGCAGACACACAAGACGGAAAUGGGAAUCUAGAUGGAGGGAUCUAGAUCGAGUAAUGUACAAUCAGAGAAGCAUGAUAGCUUAUCAUAAGAAUAGAAUUGAUAAUCAAUCUUUAUAGUUCACCAUCAUCAACAUCAACUAUCUUCGUCAUCUUCCGACCUCUCAAGUUUGCUAUCUUCAUCUUUUCUCGCCAAGAUGAGGAUCAGCUUUGCUUCUGGAACAGCACUCAUAGCCGGCUUUUUGCUAUCGAGGAUAUCAUCAGCAAGGGCAUCAUGUGAAUGUGGUUAUCAUGAUCCUUCAACAAAUGUUCUAUGGACAGAUGCAACAAUUGUGUAUUUCAACGAAACUGGAAUGGAUCAAGUCGUAAUACCAACAAAAUCUCCUGGAAUUUAUGGUGAUUCUACAGCCGGAGAUACCGGCUUGGGACAAGAAGCAUUUGCAGCAAUAGGUGACUUGGUCAAUCCGUGGGAAGAAGAUUUCGGUGCAACCUAUCGUUCAGCGGUUAGCUAUAAUAACACAUAUGCUGAUAAUAUGACUUCUACCAGCGGUCUUGCAAUGCAAAUUUCACCGGUAAACUUGAAAAAUCACAUCGUUAAUGGAUCGCAAAUCGUUACCCGUCGUCGUGAUAUUCAAUACGGUUCUUUCCGUGCAAUGAUUCAACAUGCAAACACAACAGGCUAUGGAGGUGCAUUCAAAUUCGGCGUUUCAUACAAUGAAAGUGAAACGGUUGAUAUGGGCAUCUUUUUAUCCGACAAUCCGCAAAAUUCUACAUUACGUUGGAGUUUCUCUGCUUCAGGGGCUAAUGCAGAUCCGGUCAAGACAAAUUUGACAUAUCUGCAUGACGGUUCUGAUCCACGUAACGUAAAUCUGACAUGGUUGAAUACCGAUUCACCCAUUGAACAUCGUUUGGAUUGGUUAAAUCAUAAAAUGGUUCAAUUUCGUAACAACGGCUUGAACUCAUCAACGGAUUUCUUGGCCUAUGAGAAAGGUGUCAAUGCCACAAAUAUACCCACCACUCCUGCUCCCGUCAGUUUCCAGACUUGGGCAAAUGGAGAGCCUACUGUCAGUCAAGGUCCACCGAUGUAUCAACCUUUGGUCACAAGAGUUCUCUACGUUCGUUUCUUCUACAAUUCAACUCUGCUUGCUCGACAUGAUCAAUUUUCUGAGCAAUGUCAGUCUACUCGUGCUGCUAUUUGCAGUACAGAAGACUUGACGUUGCGAAACAGUACAACAUUCUCGCCAGAAUCUCUUUUACGUGUGUUGCCGAUCAAAACACACUUCAAAUCACCCCUCUGGGCCAUUGUUCCAACGUCUUUCUUUGCUGCUCUAUUCAUCGCAGUCGUCAUUCACGGUAUGGUCAUCAAUGCCGCCAAGAAAAAGAAUGGUCAAGGACCACCUGCACUUUCAGGAGAUGGAGAUAACCAAUCGGUCCACUCCAAACGUCCAAAGAGUGGUUUACGACCAUUGGGGCUUUCGCAAGGUGAUGAACAUUCAAAGAGAUAUUUGGCAAACGUUUCCAGUUUACAUGAACAAAAUCCCGAAAUUCCUGAAUUAUAUCAUGAUUGGGAAGAUAGUGGAUCGGAAUACGAUAGCGAUGAAUUUGAUGAUGCAGAAGUGAUUGAAGGAGAAAUCGAACCACAACCACAACAACGUGGUUCAAGAGUAAGACGGUUGAGUAGCAUGCUCAUGCGAAGAAGGAGUAGCGCUAAACACAACGGCAAAAAUCGUGAUAGGAGUAGUUCGAUGCGAAUGUCAUUCUUGGGAAAGAGUAAUCAUGGUCAUACCGAAAGUACUACCGCUCUCACUUCUCCCAUGCCAGCACUCUCUCGUUUUGAUUCGUAUAGAUUUGGCGGUCCAAGUAUGAAAGAAGGAGAUCAACCAGAACACACACCCGCUGAUCAAAAGCCAGAUCCUUUUGGCGGACAAAAUGUAGAUCACACAAGACCGAAAUCAAGAUGGCAACCACUUUCACGUCCUACAAUUGUGAAUUGGCAAAGACGUACAGAUGAAAGUUCAGUAGGUCAAUUGGCUCAACCGAUCAAUCCUGAUCCAAUCACACAUCGAUUAAGUAUCGUUCCCGUUCAACAAUCUUUCGUUUAUAUGAUGUUUCAACGUUUACAUUCUAUGAUCUUUAUCGGUAGUGAUGGAAUGAGAACUGCAACGGGCGAACGUCGUAUAGAUUAUUUGGAUGGUAUACGUGGAUUUGCAUGUUUGGGUGUUUCGGUUGCGCAUUUCAUCUUGAUGUUCUAUCACGGUGUGGCUGAUACCAAUCCACUUUCGUACCAUUAUCCAGAAAUGGAAAAAUGGUUAAGAAUUAUCAUAGGUCCAACAUACGUCAAUGCCGGAUUAUUGUUGGGCAUCUUCUUCUUGAUGCCUGCACGUACAAUGUGUCAAAGGUAUCUAUUGAAAGGUGGCUUGUCAACUAUGGCAGACAGUACGGUUCGUCGUCUACCUCGUUUGAUGUUACCCGUUCUAGGAGCAUGUCUUGCAAAUUAUAUGAUGAUCGAUGUUGACGGGUAUAAAUGGGUUCGUAGAUUGGCCUCAAGAACAUAUUCUACUUGGGCAUACUAUCAAAAUUACGAAAACGUUUUGGUCUUUAUCAAUUCUUACAUCACCUUGUGGUGGGCCGCUCCACCAGACAGUCCCGCUUUGGUUACAGGAUAUGCUACCGGUGUACUUUGGACAAUUCCACUUAUCGUUCAAGGUUUAUGGACGUGUAUGUUAUGUGCUUUGGUUGCACAUGAAAUCAAGAAAGCAUGGAAGCGAUACACAUUCUAUGCUAUCUGCGUCAUCAUUUCUUGGUACGUCAACAGUUGGGAUAUGUUCUUCAUGGGUGGUUUAAUCGUUGCCGAUUUGGAUAGCAAAUUGGAUUAUCGUACUUGGGCUGAGAAAGGUGUUCCGAUCUUGAUCAUCCCUGGCGUUCGUAUCAAAGGUUCAGUCUUUGCUUGGGCAUUCUUCCUGGCAUGUGCCGUUCAACAAUGGUUCUUAGUCAUUCCUAAUGGUCCAGGAGGCGAUUUGAAUAUGAUAGAAUACGGAUAUCAUCCCAAUUUCAACACCUCAAAGCAACACAAUUCCUUGCAAGCCGACAUGAUUUAUCAUUAUCAAGAUCCACGUGUUUGGAGCUGGCUAUGGUGUAUGUCAAUCUUUAUUUUGGUCGAUCUUUCUUCUUGGUUCCAAGUAAUUUGGAGAUUACGUAUUUGGGCAUGGUUCGGUCGUCAUUCUAUGGCAUUUUAUCUUUGUCAUGGUAUCGUAUUUUGGACAUGGGGUGCUUGGCUUUGUUUGACAAUGUUGGAAAAAGGUGCACCCUAUUGGGCUGCCACUUUGGUAACUUUUAUCACUUCUUAUAUCUUUUUAUCAGUCUUUGCCGUCUGCUUCACAUACACUUUCGAACAUUGGGCUCUGCUAUUCUCCAAAGCCGUUUGGAGAGCAUCAAGCGGAGGUUAUGGUCGCAAGGUUUAAUCACACAUAUAUACAUACACACUCAUUUUUUUACUAGAUGUACAACUUUAGCAUUCCUUCUAUCUUUUCAUUGC
This is a messenger RNA of Meira miltonrushii, 3796 nucleotides long. RefSeq lists its product as uncharacterized. NCBI's taxonomy places the organism in Eukaryota, Fungi, Basidiomycota, Exobasidiomycetes, Exobasidiales, Brachybasidiaceae. The transcript has a single exon. The record is from RefSeq and is a predicted model, not a curated record. Gene Ontology annotation, molecular function: acyltransferase activity, transferring groups other than amino-acyl groups. Bases 459 to 3722 code for a protein of 1087 amino acids.